Molecule: messenger RNA, 1623 nt
Organism: Adineta steineri
Lineage: Eukaryota; Metazoa; Rotifera; Eurotatoria; Adinetida; Adinetidae
Source: the annotation of a GenBank genome assembly
AUGCAAUUAAUUUCGAUUAUUACAAUAAUUGUACUCAGUUCUGGUUGUGUAUUGGCAUAUAACAAAACACGUGAUCAGCAAUGGAACUUAUGGAAAGAUACACACAAGAAAAACUAUUCUGAUGUUGAAGAGCCUGUUCGUCGUGUUGUGUGGGAAAAUAAUACGAAGAUAAUCGAAGAACACAAUCUUCAAGCUGACCUUGGUGUUUAUGCGUAUUGGCUUGGAAUGAAUCAAUACGGAGAUUUAACUGUCAAUGAAUUUGUACAAAAAUACACUGGUCUUAAGGGAAAGAUGAAAACAAAAUACAAUCAAGUUCGUCAAGUAUUGGUAUGCAAUUCGACUGUUAUUUUGCCAGACUCUGUCGACUGGCGUAACCAGAAUGUCGUUGAAGCAGUCAAAGAUCAAGGUGAUUGUGGAUCAUGUUGGGCUUUCUCAGCAGUUGGCUCAAUUGAAAGUGCAUAUGCUAUUAAAACUGGCACGCUUGUUUCCCUUUCCGAACAACAAUUAGUUGAUUGUUCUGGUGGGGAAGGAAAUUAUGGUUGUGGCGGUGGUUGGAUGGAUUAUGCCUUUGUAUAUGUCAUCAAUGCAAGCGGCAUCGAGACAGAAAGUUCAUAUCCAUAUACAGCGGUUGACCAGACAUGUGUGUUCAAUCCAACAGAGACUACUGUCCAAGUCUGUGAUUUCGUUGAUAUAGCAUCAGGAGACGAAGUAGCUCUCCAACAAGCCGUUGCUACUAUUGAACCAAUAUCAGUCGCGAUUGAUGCUGGUCAUUCCUCAUUUCAGUUCUAUCAAUCCGGUGUUUACAAUGAAUCAACUUGCUUGCAAGAUAUAUUUGAUCUUGAUCAUGGUGUUCUCCUUAUUGGUUAUGGUACGGACGGAAAUCAUGACUAUUGGCUGAUAAAAAACAGUUGGAAUACGGAUUGGGGUGACCAAGGCUAUAUGAAAAUGACACGAAAUCAAAAUAAUCAAUGUGCUUUAAUCGUAUCAAUUGUUUUCAUAUUCGAAGUUUAUUAUCAAUAUGGUGAAUGUGCUGUAUCUACAAAAUAUUCAAAGGAAAAUAUGAAAUUAACUCAUCGGAUAAUGGACAUGUUAGAUGAUUUAUCAAUUGUUUAUUGGCCUGAUUGUCAAUCAUUAUUAAAUGUUUUAAGAAAUGAAACAUAUAACAUAUGGGAUCAAGAUGUUGAUUUAUCAAUUGAAUGGCCAUUUAAAUCCAAUCAUAUCCAUUCGAAAUUAAAUAAUAUUCAACUUUUCAUUGAAACAUUGCAAAACAAUGAUUUUAAUGUUGAAUAUUAUCCAGAUAGAAAAUUAUUUUCAUUAUCAUCUGUAAAUGAAAAAUCUGCACGACAACCACAUGUUGAUAUAUGGUUAUGGAAACGUUACGAUGAACAUGAAAUGAAACCAGUUUUACAAUUAUUUGAUUCUAGUCUUAAAUAUCAAUCAAGAUUAAUUUCAGAUAUUUAUCCAUUGAAGUCUGUUUCAUGGUUAGGAAGAAAUGUUAAAAUACCAAGACAAUCACAUAAAAUUGCAUAUAAAGAAUAUGGAAUAUCGUAUAUGAAACCGAUUUUCAUACGAAAUAAUUGUCUUCAUAAUUUAAUUGACGGUCGAUGGUUUUAUAAUGCAUAG